AUGAACUUUUGUCUUCUCAUAGCAAUAGCUCUUUGCUUUGUUGCGGUUUUGUUAAGAGGACUACCAGUACCAUUCUCCUCAGAACCCCAGCUUGAUCCAUUGUUUUACAGUAAAACUUGUCCUCAAUUGCCUUUUAUUGUAUAUCAAAUUUUAUGGAAUGUUUCUAAGACGGAUCCUCGCAUGCCUGCGAGCCUCAUAAGGCUUCAUUUUCAUGAUUGUUUUGUUCAAGGUUGUGAUGCAUCAGUUUUACUGAACAACACUGCUACCAUCGUGAGCGAACAAGGAGCUUUUCCUAAUAUCAACUCAUUAAGAGGUUUCGAUGUUGUUAAUCGAAUCAAAACUGCAGUGGAAAAGGCUUGCCCUAAUACAGUUUCUUGUGCUGAUAUUCUUGCACUUGCAGCUGGAGUAUCAUCUAUUCUGACUCGAGGUCCAUGUUGGAUUGUUCCAUUGGGGAGAAGGGAUAGUCUAAACGCAAAUCAAAGUCUUGCUAAUCAAAGUCUUCCAUCUUCUUCCUUUAAUCUAAGUCAACUUAAAUCUUCUUUUGCUGUCCAAGGCCUCAACACCAAUGAUCUAGUAGCACUCUCAGGUGCUCAUACAUUUGGAAGAGCGCGUUGCUCAUCAUUUGUUGAUCGAUUAUACAACUUCAGUAAGACUGGCAAACCGGAUCCCACUCUUGAUCCAACAUACUUAAAAGAAUUGCAGAAAGAGUGUCCUAAGGAUGGACCUGGAACUAACCGUGUCAAUUUUGAUCCAACUACUCCUGAUAUAUUGGACAAAAACUACUACAACAAUCUUCAAGUUAAAAAGGGUUUGCUUCAAAGUGAUCAAGAAUUGUUCUCAACACCAGGUGCAGAUACUAUUGGCAUUGUCAACAAUUUUGCCAAUAACCAAAAUGCUUUCUUUCAGAAUUUUGCGAAGUCAAUGAUUAAAAUGGGAAAUAUUGGCGUGCUUACCGGAAAGAAAGGUGAAAUUAGAAAACAAUGCAAUUUUAUUAACAAGGAGUCUUCUGAAUUGGAUCUUGCAACUGUGACAUCCACAGAAUCGUUAGAUGAGGAUUUAGUUAGUUCAAUCUAA
Vicia faba (fava bean) is the source of this 1074-nucleotide messenger RNA. Lineage: Eukaryota; Viridiplantae; Streptophyta; Magnoliopsida; Fabales; Fabaceae. The record is from the annotation of a GenBank genome assembly.